Molecule: messenger RNA, 1560 nt
Organism: Diutina rugosa
Lineage: Eukaryota; Fungi; Ascomycota; Pichiomycetes; Serinales; Debaryomycetaceae
Exons: 1
Coding region: 1-1560 (519 amino acids)
Source: RefSeq, a predicted model, not a curated record
AUGGCAGCUCGUCGUGAAAAUUGCGUCCUAGUGCUUGAUGAUCAUGCCCUUGUAGGUAUCAUCACUGCUAAGGAUCUUGCUUUUCGGAUUGCUGGUGCUGGUAAAGUAGCGGGGAUGGUUUUAGUGGAAGAAAUCAUGACAUCGAAUCCCAUAUGUUCACACUCAGACGACCCCGCUGGCGAAGCGCUUAAUCUAAUGGUCGAGCGCGGCUUUCGUCAUUUGCCUGUUCUCGGAGAUGAUGGAACAGUUGUGGGUGUCUUGGAUAUAACUAAGUGUUAUGCUCAGCAAAUGGAGAAACUUGAGCGCAUGCAUGAGUCGUCUAAACAAUUGUAUGAAGCGUUGGAUACGGUCCAUCUGGAAAUGGGUGGGUCACAUCCGCUGCACGUUUUCCGUUAUUUUGAGGAACUACGAACCCGCUUGAAUGGCCCUACAUUGGACCUGGUUUUAAGCCAUGAAACUGAACCAAUCUACACCACUGUCAAACUGACAGUUUACGAUGCAACUGUGCUUAUGAAUGAAAAUCAUACCACUGCUGUUCUUGUAAAAGACUACCAAGGCUCAGUUGCGGGGAUUUUCACUUCUAAGGACGUUGUUCUUCGAGUUAUCGCUGCGGGGCUUGACCCAAAAACAUGCCUGAUUGUGAGGGUGAUGACACCUCAACCUGACGUUCUGAGGUCACUGACGCCAAUACAGCAAGCCUUAAGACAGAUGUUCGAAGGCCAUUAUCUCAAUUUACCCAUCGUUAGUGAUGAAGACGACGAAAUAGUCGGCAUUGUUGAUGUUCUCAAAUUAACCUACGCCACCCUCAAUCAGAUUAAACAAAUUGAACAGAAGGAAUCACCUACUGGUUUGCAAAUUACGCUGGAUACUAGCACCCCCACUCAAGAACCCGAAGGACCGACGUGGAACAAGUUUUGGACGCUGUACGAUCCAAACCUGAAUGAUGAUCUGGAUAGUGUUCAUUCAGAUUCAUUAGUUGCAACUCCUGAUGUGGCUUCACUGGAAUAUCAAAGGUAUAACUUUGAUAUCACACCCCAGGAUUCUGUGUCGCAAGUAGAUCCGCAUCAACCUGCCGUCUCUAAAAGUUAUGCACGUUCAGGAAGUCAUUCUGGAAUUAUAGCAGAGGAAGAUUAUGGAAAAUCCCAGAUAAUUUUCAAGUUGAGAGUUCCCGGGAUUCAAGAUCGUGUGUAUCGGAUACCCUUUACACCCGCAGAUGGUACGAACAAAUUGCGCCAGGCUAUAAGCGAGAGGCUUGAUGAAAUCGAGCUUGAAGCGAUAGGUGGAUCUUCCUAUGCCAUCAGUUAUGUUGAUGAUGAAAAUGAUACAGUAUCAAUAACUUCAGAUUGUGACAUACUCGAGUGUGCUCGAAUUAAUUUGUGGCUUGGAAAAGAUGUCGUUGACUUGUACUUACAUGACCCUUCUAAGCCUGCUCGUCCCUCGAAAGUGGAUGCAAUUGAAUCUAAACAGUGGAUCGAAGGUAUAUCCAACGAAGUGCUUGUACUGGCUAUUGGUGUACUUGCUGGCACCAUCCUUUUGGGGUAUGUAUUCUCGAAGAAUUAG